Molecule: messenger RNA, 1242 nt
Organism: Betta splendens (Siamese fighting fish)
Lineage: Eukaryota; Metazoa; Chordata; Actinopteri; Anabantiformes; Osphronemidae
Gene: tmem134
Product: transmembrane protein 134
Exons: 8
Coding region: 344-958 (204 amino acids)
Source: RefSeq, a predicted model, not a curated record
AGUAUAGCUAACCCCACAAUUUAUAUAAGUUAUGGAGUCGAUCGAUGACUCGAUCCUCUAUUGAGCGGACUGACGCCUGAGAAGACCUUUGGGCGUAAUCAGUCGUGUUCAAUCGAGAACCGGGUGUUGUGGGAAAGGGAGAGGUUUAAAACUUAUACAGACGCGUUUUUCUUACAUAGAGGCAAAACAAAAAGUUACAGAAGGUAGUUACAAAAGUUAGCGCAGAUAAAAACACAAUGUGACCUGCUUUUACACAAGAAGACGAGUGUCACCUCGCCGGCGAUUUAAGCUACUUAAAAACAUGAGCCUCAGGCCACAGGACCUCAGGGUGUAAGAGGCGACCAUGGCAGCGCAAUUUAGUAUUGAUGAUGCCUUUGUAUUGGAGGGUGAUGAGGAGGGAGCUGUGUCAGACGGAGAGACGGGGGGAUGGAAGGACCGAGACGGAGGAGAGAUGACGUUUGGUCCUCUGACCUUCUCUAAAGCUCAGACUCAUCCUUCUCCCAACGCUGGUGCCGCACCUGACCACAGUAACCUGAAAUACCAGAAUUUGGAAAAUGAAGAUGCCCUGGGUGACAAUGGAAAUUCUUCAUUCAAUAACUUCUUCAAAAUCAGUGACCCUGCAACCCUGUCCUACUGCAGCUCCCAGUGGUCCUUCAGCACCUUGAGUUCUGUCACACAGCUUUCUGCUCACUGCUGCGGGUGGGUGUCCCAUCCGCUGGUGAAGAAAAACAGAAGAGUUGUGCUUGCUUCAUUCCUUCUCCUCAUUACUGGAGUUGCUCUUAUUUUCACAGGUGUUGUGAUACAACUGAAUCCAAAUGCAGGUGUUUCAAGUGCUAUUUUCUUUGUACCUGGAGUUCUUCUCUUUAUCCCUGGAGUGUACCAUGUGAUUUACAUCAGCUGCGCUGUCCGGGGAAGAAGAGGCUUCAAGUUAUUCUACUUACCUUAUUUUGAAAAAUGACUUUAUAUGAGACACUUCAUUUUCUAUACAUUUUUGUUUGUCUUUAAAUGAAUUCUAUGUUGACACUUGCAAAAUGUAUUGUUACAAAAAUGUAUUACAAUAAUUGUAUAGUUGUUUUUACUUGUCGUUGUAAUGACCACUACUAAUUGAACCACUCAGUGCCUAGACUUUGUUCCCACUAAAUGAACUUACUGUACAAGGAAGGAAGGAUUUUCGUCUCGCCUGUGUUUUCUAUGUUGUGUGAAUAAUGACUGUGAAAUUACAAUAAAUCUUUAGUAUUUUAA